GGCCAUAUCUUUGAUACUGUGUGUUUGUUCGUUCCUCUUUUUUCUCAAACAUCUUCUCUCUUCCAAACUUCAAACCCAGAUCAGAUCAGAUCUAAUCUUUCAUUUACCCUCAUCAGAUCUCAUCUUUCUCUUACCCAGACCCAGAUCAUGGCCACCACUUCCGCCCGCGACGAGAAUGUCUACUUGGCCAAGCUUGCAGAACAGGCCGAACGCUACGAUGAAAUGGUCGAAUUCAUGGAGAAGGUCGCCAACGGCCUCGAAUCUGACGAGUUAUCCGUCGAGGAACGCAAUCUUCUCUCCGUUGCCUACAAGAAUGUGAUUGGCGCUCGCCGUGCCUCGUGGAGGAUCAUCUCAUCCAUCGAGCAGAAGGAGGAGUCUCGCGGAAACGCAGAUCACGUUGCUUCUAUUAAGGAAUAUAGGGGAAAGAUCGAGACCGAGCUUUCUUCGAUCUGUGAUGGAAUCCUGAAACUGCUUGAUUCCAAGCUGAUUCCUUCCUCUGCUACCGGUGAUUCGAAGGUGUUUUAUCUGAAGAUGAAGGGUGAUUAUCAUAGGUAUUUGGCUGAAUUUAAGACUAGUUCUGAGAGGAAAGAUGCUGCUGAGAAUACCCUUAAUGCCUAUAAGGCUGCUCAGGAUAUUGCAAAUGCAGAGCUGCCUCCUACUCAUCCAAUUCGACUUGGAUUGGCUCUUAACUUUUCUGUGUUUUACUAUGAGAUCUUGAAUUCACCCGAUAGGGCUUGCAGUCUUGCAAAACAGGCCUUUGAUGAGGCAAUUGCUGAACUUGAUACUCUUGGAGAGGAUUCAUACAAAGACAGCACUUUGAUUAUGCAACUCCUUCGUGAUAACUUAACUUUGUGGACUUCAGACAUGCAGGAGGAUGGAGGUGAUGAAAUCAAAGAAGCAGCUGCAGUUGCAGCACCCAAGAACGAUGAGGAAUAGAACUGAAAUUCUUUGUCUUGGUUUAUUAUUUAGGAUAUUUAUUUAAAUGACUUGGUGUAAUGAACCAUGAAUCUGUUUUCUUUUUUUUGUUUUAUUUCUUUGUUUCAUCCAUCUUCAAGAUGUUGUUUUUCGAAUUACUAAGCUGAUUGUUUUCAGUUAUAAUGUUAUCAGAUGAGUGCAUUAGCACUCUAUCUGUAUUGCUUAACUUAUUCUCUGUGCAGAAUGAAUGCAUUGCUCCUAUUUCUGCAAA
Molecule: messenger RNA, 1186 nt
Organism: Impatiens glandulifera
Lineage: Eukaryota; Viridiplantae; Streptophyta; Magnoliopsida; Ericales; Balsaminaceae
Product: 14-3-3 protein 2-like
Exons: 4
Coding region: 148-936 (262 amino acids)
Biological process (GO): signal transduction
Cellular component (GO): cytoplasm
Source: RefSeq, a predicted model, not a curated record